AUGAAUUUCGAUGAUGAAGAAAUGGUGCCGGUCUUGGAGAAAGAGGGAAAUUUCGUUCUUCCUACAAUCAUCACUGGCCUUCCCCACGAUUCCCCCAUAGUAUUGCGGGAGACGUUUGCACCCAUUCUAUACGUUAUCAAAGUGAAUAAUCUGGAUGAGGCUAUCAAGUACAACAAUGAGGCGUCUCAAGGACUGAGCUCAUCUCUCUUUUACCAACAACAUCCAGAAUGUCUUCAAGUGGAUGGGAGAUUGGAGGAGCCUUCGGAGGUUGAAAAGGAGACUGGUGGUGGUCGCGAAUCUGGAUCUGAUUCAUGGAGGCAGUACAUGAGG
Messenger RNA from Ostertagia ostertagi, 330 nucleotides. NCBI's taxonomy places the organism in Eukaryota, Metazoa, Nematoda, Chromadorea, Rhabditida, Trichostrongylidae. The record is from the annotation of a GenBank genome assembly.